Messenger RNA from Pomacea canaliculata, 2558 nucleotides. Its product is annotated as E3 ubiquitin-protein ligase rnf146-like. Bases 84 to 1127 code for a protein of 347 amino acids. Gene Ontology annotation, biological process: Wnt signaling pathway; ubiquitin-dependent protein catabolic process. NCBI's taxonomy places the organism in Eukaryota, Metazoa, Mollusca, Gastropoda, Architaenioglossa, Ampullariidae. Gene Ontology annotation, cellular component: cytoplasm; nucleus. The record is from RefSeq and is a predicted model, not a curated record. The transcript has 2 exons. Gene Ontology annotation, molecular function: poly-ADP-D-ribose binding; ubiquitin protein ligase activity; zinc ion binding.
CUUUGGGGACACUAGUCUUCGUAUAAUGGAAGGUUGACGCUCUGCUUUCAACAUUUUCGCUCGGAUUAAGCAUCGACUUCGCAAUGGAGAAGGACAGAGAAAAAGAUACGAGAAAACACAACAUGCAAUCUCCUGUAACCUACAAUGUCAGCGAACAUUGUGAUGAUAAAGAAGAAACAGCCCAAGCACAGUCUCCAUCCUCUCCAGAAUGUGCAGUAUGCCUGCAGCCAAGUCUACAUCCAGUGCAGCUACCAUGUCGUCAUGUUUUCUGCUUCUUGUGCGUCAAGGGUGUUGCAAGCCGCAAUCGCAGGUGUGCUUUGUGCCGGCAGGAAAUUCCUCCCGAUUUCUUUCUUCGUCCCAAUCUUCUGCAGACUGAUGAUUCCAACCUGACAGUAGUGUUUGAUGAAGGCUACCAGUGGUAUUAUGAGGGUGUCAAUGGUUGGUGGCAGUAUGAUGCACGCACAAGUCUUGAUAUAGAAUCUCACCACAAGAAAGGAGACAGUAGCUGUGAACUGCUCAUAGCUGGGUUUCUCUAUGUAAUAGAUUUUGUAAAUAUGAUUCAAAUACGUCAUAAUGAUCGCACCAAAAAACGUAGAAUCAAGAGAGAUCUUGUUAAUAUUCCUGGAAAGAAAGGCAUUGCUGGCUUGAAAAUAGGUGUUACAGGCACAGAUAAUGGUCAGAAUAAUUUAGAAUAUGAUCGACCAAGUGCAGAUGGACAUGAGACUAGCUCCUCUUCUUCAGCAGCAACUCGAGUUCCUAUUCCAAUCAGUCAAGUUGAUAGAUCUGGUGAUCAGUCGCUGUCACCUCCGACUCCAUACAACACACCACAAACCCCUCAGACUCCAUCAGAAAGCCCUCCAACAGGAGCAACAACAGAAAGAGACCUUUCCAUUCAUCUUGAGAGGUUGCGUCUUGGAGGAGAUAGCCGUCCUUUAUCUGAGAGUUCUCUGGAGGGUUCCAGUGGGGAUGAUGCAGAUGGUUCUGCUGCCACAAAUUCAGAGAUCAUCGAAGAUUUAUCAAGUGUCAGGGACAACGAUAGUCGCCUACAGGAGCUUGAGUCUGCCAUAUAUAAUCAGAUAGAUGAGUUGGAAGAAAGUCAGAGAGAAAAUUCACCUGUUUAUGUUUGAUGCAGUCUUGCACAGAAGCUGGUAAUAAAUUGCUCUUUGGCUAUGUUUUACAAAAUGUAGGUGUUACUCUGUAUAUUAUGCUGGUAGUGUCCAUAAAACAAUGCUAGUUUUGUGAAACAACUCAUUCAGGAUGUUAGGUUGUCUAGCAUGAUCGCUUAUGUUGAUGAUCAUUGUCAAAGGUAACCCACUUAACAGAUUAAAAGUUUUUUUAUUUUGCAGAAUUAUUAUAUAGUAGUCUGUGAUGAUAGCUUUUCCUCAAAUGGAAAGUUAUAUAAUUAUAAAGCUGCAUCUUUCUCUCUGCAUUUUCUGCCUCCUUUUGUAAUUAUCUUGUGCAUGGUAGCUCCUGUCUGAACAGCAAGAGUAGACGCUAUGGCCAUUGGAUCCUGGGUAUUUUAAUGCUGUCUAGCCAGUGCUGCGUGAUCCACUGUUUAUUUAGACAAGUAACAUUGAUGUGUGGUUCAUGAACGGAGGAGGAUAAGGUCUAUAAUAGCAUUUCUGCAGAAUCCUGAUGAUCAUUCAACAAGACAGCAUUAAUGUUUCUUUGCUGUGCUAUUCUGCUUGUAUGGACCUCAAAUUAGAUAUCUAGAUACAAUGUGCUAAGGUGACGGAUGUAUUAGUAUAAAAUCAAGACUAUCAGCUUUUUUAUUUAAUGUAGAACCAACACCAUAAAUAACUCUGUUAGCAUUUCCUUCAUCUAAUUUAAUGAGCAGUUGAGAUGGAUGUACAUCAAUACACAUAAUUCUUGUGUACAGCUUGUGCAAUCUUUAUAUACUAGAUUGUAAAGUUGCGUGAAUGAUCAUAGAUUAACUGUGAAGAAUGAUCGCCUGGAUGCAUUUUUUCAUUUAUCUUUUCAGAAAGUUACACAUAAAAGUUUCAUCACUAGUAUUUAUGUGCCAGGUGCGGAUCAUAACCCAUCUGCCUUAAAUGCAUUAAAUACUCCACAGUUUAUCACUAGCUGUUGUAUUUUAUUAAAGAUGUUCUAGAAUAUUUAAGAUUCUUUUACAUAAUUUGCUCUGGUAUAAUGACAGGUCCAUAGAUCCAGUAGGAUUCCGAGGAAAAUCUUCAGGAUGGAAUUUGAGAUAAAAGCACCAGAUACUUUGGUAAUAUAGUUUUCAAAAAGAGUAAAAUUAAUAUUAUAAAAUUAUCUUGUUUCAGCUUAGUUGUUUCUUAAAUGCUUGUUAAACACACAAAAUAGUACAACUACAUGAAAUCAUUAGCUUGUUAUAGAAACCCUCUGAGCUAUUAUGCUUUUUUAAGUGUGCAAAAUAUAUUUAAAAUUCAAAUUUAACAAACUUUCCUAUAUUUAUUCUUUGUUUGUUUGCACACUUUCACAAUUUUUUUGUGCAGUGUGAUGCAAUCAUCGCAGUGCUGUGAUUGCCUUAUUUACAAGCUAUUAAUAAUAAACUUGGAAAAUAUAUUCCUCUUCUUAGU